UUUAUGGCCCACUCAUACAGAUUUUGCAUUACUCUACUUGGUUCAAUUCGCGCAUUAUUUUUGUUGUUUAAUUUGUAUCUAAAGAAUUUCGAAAUUUGGAUUGUGUGUUAGCAAUACUUUUCUGCUUCUAUACAAUAGAUUUGUGCAGAAAUCGAAAAACAAAAAUAUAUUUUUGAAUAAAACUCAAUAAAAGUUGGAUAUAAUCUUCAGUAAAAUGGCUGAUGAUUUUGAUAUAGAAGCCAUGCUGGAGGAGCCAUAUCAAAAAGGCAUUAAAAUCGGAUCACAAUCGAAUCACACUCACAGUAAUGGCCGAAAGGAUGACCACCAAAAAGGAAACCGAUCAUCAAGAAGUCCAUCAAGAACUGGAGAGAGGCAUAAAGGCAAUUACUUAAGGGAAUGUGAUAGAGACAAAGACAGGAACAGAGACAGAGAAUGUUAUCGAUCAUUAGAACGAUCUCGGGACAGAGAACGACGACGUUCUCGCGAAAAAAGGGGAAGUAAAUCCCGUGACAGAAGACGGAGUCGUUCGGGCGAUCGCAAAUGCAAUCGAACUCGUGAACGAGAUAGAAGAAGAAGUAAAUCUGGAGAAAGGCGCAGUCGUUCCAAAGAUAGGAAACUUAGUCCUAUUAGAGAGAAGCCUAGUAGAUCACAGCGGCUGAAUUCCAGGGAUAAAAGGCGGCGGAGUUACUCGCCGAAACCAUUCAAACGAGGGCGAACUCCUCCCAACGGAUUAGGUGAACAGUCGCCAAGAGCUGAUUUAAGUCCAGAGGAAAGAGACGCACGAACUGUUUUUUGCAUGCAGCUUUCACAGCGCAUCCGAGCCAGAGAUUUAGAAGAGUUUUUUUCAAGUGUUGGAAAGGUACGAGAUGUUAGACUUAUAACAUGCAACAAAACAAAGCGGUUUAAAGGAAUUGCUUACAUUGAGUUUAAAGACCCCGAGUCGGUUGCAUUAGCAUUAGGACUUUCCGGUCAGAAAUUAUUGGGCAUACCAAUUUGCGUUCAACAUACCCAAGCAGAAAAAAACCGGAUUGCCAACGCUAUACCAACGUUUACGCCUAAACCUCAUACAGGACCAAUGCGACUUUAUGUUGGCUCUUUGCAUUUUAAUAUUACUGAAGAAAUGCUGCGUGGAAUUUUUGAACCAUUCGGAAAAAUUGAUUCUAUCCAAUUAAUCUCCGAUACAGAAACAGGACGUUCGAAGGGAUACGGAUUUAUAACGUAUCACAAUGCUGACGAUGCGAAAAAAGCACUCGAGCAGCUAAACGGAUUUGAAUUAGCUGGCCGUCCAAUGAAAGUAGGAAACGUUACAGAGCGUCUUGAUAUGAACACAACUUCUCUUGAUACGGAUGAAAUGGACCGUAGUGGUAUUGAUCUUGGAGCAACUGGGAGACUACAGUUAAUGUUUAAAUUGGCAGAAGGUGCUGGGUUAGCUGUGCCCCAAGCUGCCGCAAAUGCUCUUCUAGCAACGGCUCCGCAACCAGUUAUAGUUCAGCAACAGGCACAAAGUCCCACCAUAGCAACACAGUGCUUCAUGCUCUCAAAUAUGUUUGAUCCAAAAAAAGAAACUAAUCCUUAUUGGGAAAUGGAAAUUCGAGACGAUGUGCUGGAUGAGUGCAAUAAGCAUGGUGGUACCUUGCAUAUUUAUGUUGACAAAGAAUCACCUACUGGGAAUGUGUAUGUUAAGUGCCCAAGCAUAACUACGGCUGUUUUGGCUGUCAAUUCUUUACAUGGAAGAUGGUUUGCCGGACGUGUUAUUACUGCGGCUUACGUGCCGCUUAUAAAUUAUCAUACUCUGUUUCCUGAUGCCCUUACUGCGGUAAAUUUGUUAUAUACUACAAGAAAAACGGCUGAAUAGGUAGACAAUUAUUUUGAUCUUGAUAAUAUGAAGCAAAACCCAAAAUAAAACUCAACUAGUUGAAGAUAUAGUGUUAAAAUAACUAGAAAUUGUAAUCCCAA
Messenger RNA from Episyrphus balteatus (marmalade hoverfly), 1956 nucleotides. It is a transcript of the gene Caper, whose product is annotated as RNA-binding protein 39. Lineage: Eukaryota; Metazoa; Arthropoda; Insecta; Diptera; Syrphidae. The transcript has 5 exons. Gene Ontology annotation, cellular component: nucleus. The coding region runs from base 215 to 1855 and encodes 546 amino acids. Gene Ontology annotation, molecular function: RNA binding. Gene Ontology annotation, biological process: mRNA processing. The record is from RefSeq and is a predicted model, not a curated record.